AUGACCAACACUCAAAAAGCCGUUGUUUUGAAGAAGCAAGGAGAGAUUGCUUUCGAAGAGAGACCUGUCCCAGAAAUUAAAGAUCCUCAUUACGUGAAGGUUCACAUCAAGAAGACAGGUAUUUGCGGUUCUGAUGUUCACUACUAUACUCAUGGUGCUAUUGGUGACUUUGUUGUCAAAGAACCAAUGGUUCUAGGUCAUGAAUCAAGUGGUGUUGUUGUUGAAGUAGGCGAAGCAGUUACCCUGGUCAAGGUUGGCGAUCGUGUCGCUGUAGAGCCAGGUGUUCCCAGCAGAUACUCUGAUGAGACUAAGUCCGGUCAUUACAACUUAUGUCCUCACAUGGAAUUCGCUGCGACCCCUCCAAUUGAUGGUACUUUGGUUAAGUACUACUUAAUACCAGAAGAUUUUGUUGUAAAGUUACCAGAUCAUGUUUCACUUGAAGAGGGUGCUUGUAUUGAGCCUUUGUCUGUUGGUGUGCACGCUAACAGACUUGCCGGUACUGGAUUUGGUAAAAAAGUUGUUAUUUUUGGCGCAGGCCCUGUUGGUUUAGUUACUGGUAACGUUGCCUCUGCUUUUGGCGCCUCUGAUGUUGUAUACGUGGAUGUUUUUGAACACAAAUUGAAGAGAGCUAAAGAAUUCGGUGGUACUCAGAUUAUCAACUCUAAAGAUUAUCCAAAGGAAGAUGAUUUAGUCAAGGCAAUUCAAGAUAAGUUGGGCGGUAAAUCGCCUGAAAUCGCUAUUGAUUGCUCAGGAGCUGAGGUUUGUAUCAGAUCGGCAAUUAAAGUCUUAAAAGUUGGCGGUACCUUCGUUCAAGUGGGUAUGGGUAGAGAUAAUGUUAACUUCCCUAUCACUCUUAUCAUUACAAAGGAAUUGCGUGUUUUGGGAUCCUUUAGAUAUUACUUUGAUGACUACAACAUCGCUGUCAAGUUAGUGUCUGAAGGCAAAGUCAAUGCCAAAGCUUUGAUUACUCACACCUUCAAGUUUGACGAAGCAAUCGAUGCUUAUAAUUUCAACAGAGAUCACGGUAAUGAAGUUGUCAAGACUAUCAUUGAUGGUCCAGAAUGA
Kluyveromyces marxianus DMKU3-1042 is the source of this 1065-nucleotide messenger RNA. RefSeq names its product D-xylulose reductase XYL2 (gene XYL2). NCBI's taxonomy places the organism in Eukaryota, Fungi, Ascomycota, Saccharomycetes, Saccharomycetales, Saccharomycetaceae. The transcript has a single exon. The record is from RefSeq and is a predicted model, not a curated record. Bases 1 to 1065 code for a protein of 354 amino acids. Gene Ontology annotation, biological process: D-sorbitol catabolic process. Gene Ontology annotation, molecular function: zinc ion binding; L-iditol 2-dehydrogenase (NAD+) activity.